This is a messenger RNA of Carassius auratus (goldfish), 5646 nucleotides long. RefSeq names its product sodium/hydrogen exchanger 1-like. Gene Ontology annotation, cellular component: plasma membrane. Bases 741 to 3059 code for a protein of 772 amino acids. Gene Ontology annotation, biological process: potassium ion transmembrane transport; regulation of intracellular pH; sodium ion import across plasma membrane. Lineage: Eukaryota; Metazoa; Chordata; Actinopteri; Cypriniformes; Cyprinidae. The transcript has 12 exons. The record is from RefSeq and is a predicted model, not a curated record. Gene Ontology annotation, molecular function: sodium:proton antiporter activity; potassium:proton antiporter activity.
UGGAUGCCGCUGCUGUCCGAUAAAGAGACCCCUCCCAUAGAAUUGCAAAAACCUGCCCAAAGGGUGUGUUUUAAGAGCGCUACGUAUAUUUGCUCUGCAUCACGCACUGCAGACAUGGAAAAAGCAGCCGGUGUGUGUGAAACAUUUAGUGUUCGCGCUAAAUGACAUCGUAUAAGUUCUUUAAGGAGCACUGAGGAGCUCGCGUGACGCUGCCGCGAAUUCAGCAAAGUCAUCCGUAGUUCAAGCGACUUUUCCUCGUCGUCUGGAUCGGGACAGCACUGCAGGUUCCGAUGUUACUAGAAGAUAAAAACGACCAAUAUUAGGAAAACAUGAUUUGAGGACUGACUGUUAUCGAUUAGGAGUGUCUUGAGGUUGUCAUUGAGUGUCCUUUUAUCACGCGGUUUCUGAGGUGAUGAUGAUGAUGAUGGACCUUACAGUGUUAUGAACGCCUUCAGCGAAUCUCCUCAGAGUUAAGCGUGGAUACCCGCUUAAAUUUCCGGCUUUAUAUGCAGGUAUAUACACAUUUAUUUGUCUAUAUAUCCUGGUUUGCAGUGUCUUCACCUGGAGAGUGCUUUACUCAAGCCAGGAACCCAAAAGCCUUUCAGAAUUCAGAGGUCAGAAAAUGAUCCAGGGGUUAACGUUACCCAGUAGAUUAAAACCAGAGCUAGUUAAAAAACUGACAGACUUGUUCAGAUAAUAUCGUGUAUCUGGAGAGACUUGCUUGCUCUUGAUCUUCUAUCAUGGAGCUGAAGAUGUUCAUCCUGGUCUUGGGGCUCCUGGUGGGCUCCGGCUCUCCAGACAUUGGCCCCAAUCAGGGGAAGUGCUCCGACAGUCUGGACCCCGGGCCCCAGGAUCAAGGGAACCACACUCUCACUCCUCAGUCCAAGAAGAACUUCCCGGUUCUGUCUUUUGGUUACGAUCAUGUAAGGCUCCCCUUUGAGAUCUCUUUAUGGGUUCUGCUGGCUUCACUCAUGAAACUGGGGUUCCACAUGAUGCCUCGCUUGUCCUCCAUCGUGCCCGAGAGCUGUCUGCUGAUCGUGGUGGGUCUUCUGGUCGGUGGACUCAUGAAGCUGGUCGCCGAGGUCCCUCCAGUGCUGGAGUCCAAGAUCUUCUUCCUGUACCUGCUGCCUCCCAUCAUCCUCGACGCCGGAUACUUCAUGCCCAUACGGCAGUUCACUGAGAACCUGGGCACUAUUCUGAUGUUUGCAGUGGUGGGAACGCUCUGGAAUGCCUUCUUCGUGGGUGGUCUGCUGUACGGUGUCUGCCAGUUUGAGGGCCAUAGACUGGUGAACGUGGACCUCCUGUCGUGUUUGCUGUUCGGCUCCAUCAUCUCGGCUGUGGACCCCGUGGCCGUGCUGGCUGUGUUCGAGGAGAUCCACAUUAACGAGCUUCUCCACAUCCUGGUGUUCGGAGAGUCUUUACUUAAUGACGCCGUCACUGUGGUGCUGUAUCAUCUCUUUGAGGAGUUCUCCAGCGUGGGUACGAUCACCGUCAUGGAUGUGUUUCUGGGUGUGGUGUGUUUUCUGGUCGUGUCGUUGGGUGGUAUCGUGGUGGGUGCCAUCUACGGCCUCCUGGCAGCCUUCACGUCCCGCUUCACCUCGCACACGCGUGUCAUCGAGCCUCUGUUCGUCUUCGUCUACAGCUACAUGGCUUACCUGUCGGCCGAGGUGUUUCAUCUGUCCGGCAUCAUGGCGCUAAUCGCAUGUGGUGCUGUCACGCGUCCCUACGUGGAGGCCAACAUUUCCCAUAAAUCCCACACCACCAUCAAGUACUUCCUGAAGAUGUGGAGCAGCGUGAGCGACACACUCAUCUUCAUCUUCCUGGGCGUGUCGACGGUGGCCGGGCCACACGAGUGGAACUGGAUCUUCGUGGUGGCGACCCUCAUUCUCUGCCUGGUGGCACGUGUUCUGGGUGUUGUCGGCUUGACCUUCGUGAUCAACAAGUUCCGUAUCGUCAAACUCACGUCUAAGGAUCAGUUCAUCAUCGCUUACGGCGGUCUGAGAGGAGCGAUCGCCUUCUCCCUCGUCUACCUGCUGAACACGGAUCACUUCCCCAAGAGAAACAUGUUCCUCACCGCCAUCAUCACGGUCAUCUUCUUCACCGUGUUUGUGCAGGGCAUGACCAUUCGUCCUCUGGUGGACCUCCUGGCGGUGAAGAAGAAGCAGGAAACGAAGCGAUCUAUUAACGAGGAGAUUCACACACAGUUUUUGGACCAUCUGCUGACCGGCAUCGAGGGCAUCUGUGGACAUUACGGACAUCAUCACUGGAAGGACAAGCUGAACCGCUUCAAUAAGAAGUACGUGAAGAAGUGCCUGAUCGCAGGCGAGCGCUCCAAAGAACCACAGCUGAUCGCCUUCUACCACAAGAUGGAGAUGAAGCAGGCCAUCGAGCUGGUGGAGAGCGGCGGCGGGUCCAAGCUGCCCUCGGCCGUGCCGUCCACCGUCUCCAUGCAGAACAUCCAGCCCAAGAAGUCUCCUCAGGACCGAGCGCUGCCGCAGCUCUCCAAGGCUCGUGAGGAUGAGAUCAGAAAGAUCCUACGCACAAACCUGCAGAAGACACGCCAGAGACUGCGCUCGUACAACAGACACACUCUGAUUGCUGAUCCAUACGAGGACGGCUGGAACGAGAUCCUCAUCAAACGGAAGAGAAUGAUGGAGCUGGAAAAGAAGAUAUCACAGAUGAACAAUUACCUCACUGUUCCCGCUCCAGCUCCUGAUUCCCCCACCAUCGCUCGAGCUCGGCUGGCUUCAGACCCUCAAGCAUGGGGCCUCAAGUCCCUCACAGAAAGCAUCCCUACCAUUAAAGUGGACCUCGCCUCACCACAAAGCCCAGAGUCCUUUAACAUGGUGGACGAGAUCGGCAAGAAGGGAAGCCAGUCGAAGGCGAGCGAGGAGGAGGAUGGCCUCACCAUGAAAGUUCCCUCUAUGACAAAGCCGAGAAAAGACAAAACUGCCAACGAGGACGACGACAAGGAGCCGCAGCAACGGUUAAUGCGCUGUCUGAGCGACCCGGGCCCCGCCGGCGAAGAGGACGAAGAGGACGAGCCCUUCCUCCACUGAGAGAUGAAUGAGAAUGGAUGUCUUGAAUCUACGGUCCUUGUGGAGGAUCACUAACUGCUGUAAAACAGAGGACAGAUGUGUAAUCUGUAGCAAGCCAAAACGGAAGGAAAAUGAACCAAAAUAAAGUAAAUGAAAGGGAGCGAUCAAUAUAAGCCAUUAUUAUGAUUAUCAUUUUAUUUAUCAUUGCUCUUUUCAUUUGAAGCCCGUUCACACCAAGGACGAUAAUUAUAAAGAUAACGAUGACGAUAAUAGUUCUAAAAAUCAUUCUUAAUAUUAAAGAAUAGCAGAUUCCACACCACAGAGAGAAUUUAAGCAUGCGCACAUGUAGUAUGAUAAAAAGUGCAACUUCUACGACUAGCCAUAAUCAUGAGAAAAUCUAAAUAUGAGAUACUACGUCCUAAUUAUGAGAUAAAAGGUUGCAAUUAUGGCACACUAAGUGAUAAGUGUGAGUUAAUUAAAAGCCGAAAUUAUGACAGUGAACUAUGAGAUAAGAAGUAAACAUUAUGAGAGUAAUAAAUUGAUAAAAUAUGAGUUAUAAAUAUGAGACAGUAAGCCAUAAUUGACAGUCAAAAUAUGAGAUACUACAUCAAAUUAUGAGAUAAAAGGUUGCAAUUAUGGCACACUAAGUGAUAAGUAUGAGAUUAUGACAGUCAAAUAUGAGAUAAAAAGUAAACAUUAUGAGAGUAAUAAAUGUACAAAAUAUGAGAUAAUGAGUUAUAAAUAUGACAGUAAGCCAUAAUUAACAGUCAAAACAUGAGAUACUACAUCAUAAUUAUGAGAUAAAAGGUUACAAUUAUGGCACACUAAGUGAUAAGUGUGAGUUAAUUAAAAGCCGAAAUUAUGACAGUGAACUAUGAGAUAAGAAGUAAACAUUAUGAGAAUAAUAAAUUGAUAAAAUAUGAGUUAUAAAUAUGAGACAGUAAGCCAUAAUUGACAGUCAAAAUAUGAGAUACUACAUCAAAUUAUGAGAUAAAAGGUUGCAAUUAUGGCACACUAAGUGAUAAGUAUGAGUUAAAAGCCGAAAUUAUGAAAGUCAACUUUGAGAUAAAAAGUAAACAUUAUGAGAGUAAUAAAUGUACAAAAUAUGAGAUAAUGAGGUAUAAAUAUGAGACAGUAAGCAAUAAUUGACCGUCAAAAUAUGAGACGUUAAGUCAUAAUUAUGAAACAAGAAGCCAUAAUAAUGAUGUAUCUCAUAUUUUGACUUUUUAAUUCAUUCAUUUAAAAAUAAACAGACAAUAUCCUCCUCUGCUGAUGUGGAUGCUAAUAUCAUUAUAAUUAUCGUUCUUGUUGUAAAUAGGGGAUAACACUGUCCGUGCCAGGCAUGAUGUGACUCAAAUCCUAAGCGAUGAGUGAUUGUCAUUGAGCUCCUGUUAUUAAACAUCAGGUUUAUUAUUUCUGGUCACAUCGUGUCCGGUUGGGAAGUCAAUGUUCCCGUCUUGCAUUGGCUAUGGAAUAAUAAUAUUCCACACGAGGGGAACAGAUCUAUGCAUAACCAAACGCUCGCACUGUUCAGUCUAUUCAGGUGAAGCGCUUCUGUUGUUGUUUUCAAAGCAUUGAUGCAUUUUCUAGUUCACGAUGCUCUUGUGUUCGUUCCCGUGGAUUGCCUUUGUUUUCGUGACGUGAGUAUCACUAGUUGUAUUUUACCUCUAGGGGAAUUUGAUUGGUUUAUCAGGAGAAAUAUGAAACCGGUUGCAUUACGGCCUUUCUUAUAUUUAUCAUACAGAUGGUGCGUAUUUACACUGGCUUAUUAUUUCAUCCUACAAGUGGAGGACCAUUCAAAUCACGCACAUAACAAACCUGAGAAAAAAAACUAUAAACUUGUGAUUGCACAAGAGAUUCACAUAUGUAAAGACUUUAUUUUACACCAAAAAUUUGAUUGUGAUCGUGUUUCCUGUUUUCUUUGCUUGUACUUUAUAUCAAAGAACACUUUGGUCUGAUAGUCUUUAAUUCCCUUUAAAUGCACUCAAGCGCUUUGGUGACCGCUCAUGACCACUCUGUUAAACAUCUGGACCAUCGUAUCAGCAAAUUUUGAUUUAAGGGAAUAGUUCAUGCAGAAAGAACACAAUUCUUUCAUUGUUUACUCGCCUUCAUUUAAUUCCAAACCCAUAUGCUGUUAUUUUUUUUUCUCAUUGAAAAGACAAAUGUUGAUCUUAACGCAGCUCUUUUCCAUAAACGUUUAUAGUAACCCAAUCUGGGGAUCUCCAAAAAAAGCAUCAUGGGAAUAUCUAAACUUUACAUUAUAUUCCAAUUCAUAUGAUUAAAGAAGCCCAUUUCUGCUACAGAAAGUCAUGGUAAAUCAUAAUUAUGACAUAAAACAUCAAAAUGUGAGAGACCAUGUCAUAAUUGUGUAGAAAAAGUCAUAAUUAUGACAUGAUAUCUCAUAUUUUGCAUCAUAAUUUUGAGAAAAUUCUAAAUUAUAACACCAAGAAUAGUUUGAUUAAAAAGUGGAAAUCCUAAGAUUAGUCAUAAGAUUAGCCGAAAUUAUGACAGUCAACUAUGAGAUAAAAAAUAAACAUUAUGAGAGUAAUAAAUGUACAAAAUAUGAGAUAAUGAGUUAUAAAUAUGAGACAGUAAGCCAUAAUUGACA